Corvus hawaiiensis (hawaiian crow) is the source of this 5771-nucleotide messenger RNA. It is a transcript of the gene BCAT1, whose product is annotated as branched chain amino acid transaminase 1. Gene Ontology annotation, cellular component: mitochondrion. The transcript has 12 exons. Gene Ontology annotation, biological process: L-valine biosynthetic process; L-leucine biosynthetic process. The record is from RefSeq and is a predicted model, not a curated record. Gene Ontology annotation, molecular function: branched-chain-amino-acid:2-oxoglutarate transaminase activity. NCBI's taxonomy places the organism in Eukaryota, Metazoa, Chordata, Aves, Passeriformes, Corvidae. The coding region runs from base 235 to 1455 and encodes 406 amino acids.
CCGCCGUGCGCGCCGCCCUCGCCCGCUGAUGCAAUCCGAGCCCGGCGGCAGCAGCAGCCCCAGCACCGGCAGUGGGAGCAGCAGCCCCAGCCCCGGCGGCAGCAGCGGGCGCUCCGGCCGGCCCCGAUCCCGCGCAGCGCCGGCGCCGCUGUAUCCGCCCCCGGGGCUCGGCGAUCCGCCGCUCCAUCCCUCCGAGAGCCCCGCAGGAACAUUUCCCCCCCCGCCCCUGCCAGCAUGAUCAAGGGCUGCCAGAAUGAGUGCACGGGUGGCGGAUGUUCGGGAGAAACAGGAAAGCAAAUGACUGAAUCUUUCAAGGCUUCCGACUUGAUUAUCACCCCAGCUACGACAUUCAAGGAAAAACCAGACCCCACUGGUUUGGUAUUUGGAACUGUGUUCACUGAUAAUAUGCUGAUGAUAGAAUGGUCCUUGGCUUCAGGAUGGGAGAAACCCUAUAUUAAGCCGCUAGAGAACCUCUCAUUACAUCCAGCCGCCUCAGCCCUGCAUUAUGCUAUAGAACCAAGAGGACAGACAGAGGAGAAUCUGGUGUCAUUGCUGUGGCUCAAUGAAUACACAUUGUUCGAAGGGAUGAAGGCUUACCGAGGAGUGGAUGGCAAGAUCCGCCUGUUCCGGCCAGCCCUCAAUAUGGACAGGAUGGCGCGAUCAGCACGGAGAACAACUCUGCCAUCUUUUGACCAGAACGAGCUGUUAGAGUGCAUCCGUAAGCUUGUGGAAGUGGAACAGGAAUGGGUCCCAUACUCAACCUCUGCCAGCCUGUACAUCCGCCCUACCCUAAUUGGAACUGAGCCUUCCCUUGGAGUGAAGAAGCCGACUAAAGCCCUACUGUAUGUCAUACUGAGCCCUGUGGGCCCUUACUUUGCAAGUGGAAGCUUUAAUCCAAUAUCCUUAUGGGCAGAUCCAAAAUAUGUAAGAGCGUGGAAAGGGGGAACGGGAGACUGCAAAGUGGGAGGGAAUUAUGGUUCUGCUCUUUAUGCCCAGCAAGAAGCCCUGGAGUUUGGCUGCCAGCAGGUUUUGUGGCUCUAUGGAGAAGAUCACCAAAUAACUGAAGUUGGAACAAUGAAUCUGUUUCUCUACUGGAUAAAUGAAGAUGGAGAAAAUGAACUGGCAACGCCACCUUUAGAUGGCAUCAUCCUUCCAGGAGUGACAAGGCAAAGCAUUUUGGAUCUGGCACGCAACUGGGGAGAAUUCAAAGUGUCUGAGCGAUACAUCACCAUGAGUGACCUGACAGCUGCUUUGGAAGAGAACAGAGUAAAGGAGAUGUUUGGUGCUGGAACAGCUUGUGUUGUAUGUCCCAUCUCUAAAAUUUUAUAUAAGGGCAAGCACUUGCACAUUCCAACGAUGGAGAAUGGGCCUGAGUUAACAACCCGUUUCCUGAAUAAGCUAAGUGAUAUCCAGUAUGGAAGAGAAGACAGCGAUUGGGCAGUGCUGGUGUCAUGAAGGUGGCAGAGUCCAGACCCUGCAGACAGACCUGACAUCUGAGUAAUGACAACUUCUGUAGCUGCCAGUGCGUAGCAUAGUCUCAGUAUCAAUUUGCUCCCCAGGAUGAUUGUUUCCACAAUCUGGCAAAUAUGAACACAAUCAUUUUGAUUUCUACUGUAAUCCUGUUGGUAGAAGCCUGUCUUCUUGGUAGAGGUGCUAAAUGUUAGCAAUAGAACUUUCCUAAUAGUUUUCUUAGUGCCUCCUUAUAUACAGUCUGAAAACUUGUAAAAUGCUCUUCAACUGCUCUUCAGUUUGGUUUGUUUACUGCCACCAUCAGCAGAACAUGUGUCACAUGAGGGUGUUGCCUCUUAGCUGCCCACAGGGUUCUGUUGACAUUAUUCUGCCUUUUGCUCUGUGGUUGGGAAACAAAUAGGUUUAGCCAUACACUCCUUCCUUUCAUACUCUGCUUGUAUGGGAGAUUCCCGAGUUUGCAUAGCCUGGUAAAUGCCCUCAUACUCUGUCCAAUAACUCUGGCCUUUAGCCCAAAAUUCUCUGAGUCAGUCUAGCCUGCAAGAUAGUCCCUGUUGGCCUGCUGCCUUUUCCUCCAUGGGGAUGUGCAGUGGCUGCCUGGGCAGUGCAUAGCUCUCUAAUAGUUGAGUACAUCCUUCUAGACAUGAUUUUAAAGGCUGGGUCAGGCCCUGCUGAGACAAAAAUUCCCUUUUGGCCUAGCACAGAGCUGGGUUCUGCAGACACAGUGUUGCCUUCCAGGUGAGUGUCUAGAAAAUGAGAUUAGACAACUCUGGCUGUGAAAAUUGAACCAUUCUUCACAGCAACCAAAACUUUGGAUUGAGGAAUUUCUUUCAUCAUCCACUCACAUAAUUUAAGUCAGCAAAAUGUUUUUCUUGUCCCUUUCACGUACUUGAUGUAUCCAGCCUCCACUGACACAGGUACUGUAGAAGGGCCUUCCUGUUAAGGAACAAGCAAUGUUGUCAACAGAAAAUGUCUAGAAGGAAAGAGAUUUCAUUCAAACCCUGAUUUCAUUCUGGUUAAGCAGAUAAUUCAUAUAAUGCUGCUUUCUCACAUGCAGUCUUGAUGCUUUGGAAGCAAGACAGAGCAUGUAGCCCAUAGCUGGGGAAGUUCGUUCUGCAAAUGUUCACUAACAAUCAUUCUGUAAUAUUUAUUAGCUUUCUCCUUCUGCACACAGCUUUGUUGAACAGCUUUAAGAUACCUCUUGCCAAAAAGGAUAACCAUAUUCUGUAUCAGUGUUCCAAAGUGCUACUUCAGUAUAAAACUAGUGGAACUUUAUUGACACUUUAUUGGAGUCCUAUAAGAAGUAAAAGUGAAACAUUUCUUGUUCUAGUUUGCAGUAGAGAUGCACCAAUAUUAAGGGAAAAAUUUAGCACUUUAAUUUUUUUAAGACCAACAGUAUCUCUCCCAUGCUUUAUAAGUCCUUUGUAGUUACUGGCAUGUGUUAACAUAGUUUUAAAAGGAGUAUAAUUUCUAAUGGGCCAUCCAUGCCUUAUGCAGCUGUUAAAGAGCAGCCUUAUGGCUUCCUGUUCAUUUUUGGUCACAUUUUGAAGAUCCUCCUUAGCCAUCACUUUCUUUUGCUCCCUCAGAUCAUGACUUUUCUUGUCUUUAACUGCAGUCCAAUCUGAUCUUUUAAUGAAGAACAGCUGAAGGUUCUCUCUGACAAUGUAACUAUUGUUAAAAUUGAUGGAUUUUUUUUUCUUUAGACUACAACUUCAAACACAAAAUGUUGUUUCACUUACAGUAGCCAUAGUGUUGUGACCAUUUGAAUCUGUAUCAUGUGCGGUUCUUUGUUCAGUAUCUUACUAUAUGUUACAAGCUGCUGGUUUUUCCUUUUUUUUUUCCUUUUAUUUCAUUAGAUGGGUGGAAAAAUUAACAUGGGGAAUAUGUCAAGAUGCAGCAUGGGGUAGAGAGUUUUAUCCAACGAGACCAGUAUUGAAAUUAGAGUGCCUUUAACCAGAGUGUGGCAUGGAGCUGUCUAAAGAUUAUGUAAUGAGCAACCAUAUGUGGCUUACUGGUACUGAACUAUCUAAUCUUUCCCUUAAGUUCAUCUUUGAUUUAGCAGCAAAAGGAAAAGUGAAAAUAUCUAACUUCAGAUGCGUGGCAGAGUGGUUGUGCAAUACCUUACCAUCUCAGCUUUGAUGGAGUUGAUAUAUGAUACCGUAUAUCGAAAAUCCCCAUGAAGGCCUCAGUAUACAAGCAGUAAUCUAUUCACUGGGCAGAAUGAAUAAGGACCAGUUAGAAGAAUUAUUUUACUGAAAUGUAAACCUGAGAGUUGCAUAAAACUCUUCUUAAAUUGGUUGCAAGUCAUUUAAUGUGAAGAAACCAGGUGGUUUCAUUUGUUGUGCUUUGCACUGUUUCCUGUACUGACCUGAGGGACACCUCUCUUUUUUUUUGCUGACAGAGACCUCAAAAUGAGGAGAGUUGAUAGAGGAAUGACCCACAGAAAUGAGUGGUCUUUUCUUGCAGGGAAGAAUGAAAACGUGGAGUGUGUGUAUGUUAAUUUUUGACUUUAAUAUCUUGGUUAAUUGCCUUACUCUGGCUACAUCAACUCAAAGCUGUGCUUGUUUCCAAGUGGAAUCCAGGGCAAUAGGUUAUAGAUUUUAAACUUUGAAACCUAAGUAAGAGAGCUGACAGGUCAGUAUAGUGCAGGGAAUUCUUCUGGUGUUGAAUGCUGUCCUAGUCUGAAUUCUGGCACUGCAUUCUAUCCUGUUAACCAAAGGAAAGAAAUAAUAUGUGUAAAUAACAAUCAGUAUUUGAUAUUGCAUUCUCCUUGUUUUCGCUUGUAAAAUUUAGGAGGGAACUGUGGUAUUCCCUGAGCUAAUAACAGAUUGUAAAAGAACAUCUGCACAUCUUUUCUCCAUGUGCCCUAUUUGUUUAAUUGCAACAGAUUUACAUAGAAAGAGUAUGGUACAUCAUAACUAGGCAAUUAUCCAUUCUUCAUCACUUAGUUACGGUUCUGGUAAUUGAUCAUUUAAGACAUAAGAUAGUCUAACAUUAAGAGAAUUUGAAACUGUUCAAAAAAGAUCAACAAAUUAAUAUUGUUGUGUGGUAUUUGCAUAAUUGGCUGCAAUUAUUUAAUGUUUAAUUGGGUUGAUCAAAUGAGAUUCAGCCUUUCACAUGCUUAUGUUUUACAAACACUGGUACUUUAAAAUGAUAAUAAUGAAAUCUAAUUUUCAUAUGUUCUUUCUUCUCCCCUUCAUUCUUUUGAUUAUUAUUUUCAGUAUUGAGCAUGUCCUUAAUUUUCAGUUUGGUUAGCAUGAUCCAUGCCUAGGAAAAAAAUCCUUCAAAUAACAGAAUUUUCAUGAAAUUGGCAUUUCAUACAAGCUGUUCUGGUGCCAAGAUUUAUGGCUUCAGCAAUUGGCAUUACUUAAGCAGAUUGUUAACUGCAGUGAGGGCAAAUUUGCUGAGAAUUUACAAGGACAGACCCAGGUGAGGAUGCUAAGAAAGGUUCCUAGGGUAGAUAAUCUGUUCAGUCCCUAGCAGUGCAAAGCAAACAUGAUUUUUCUGGGAUAUAGAAGAGAAGUCUGAUAAGACAAAAGCAAGGUAGUGGGAUCUCUCUGCCCAGCUGUUGUUUACACCUGUUCAACUCUUUCAAGCCAAAAAGCAGUUAUCAGCCACUCCUCUUUGUACAUGACCUCUUGUUUGGGUUUGCCUAAUUCAACAUAGAGAUACCAUAGAUCCUUUCCUGUAUACUUAUUUUAUAUUAUUUAUCCUCAGGCAUGAAAAAUGGUAAUUUGGAAAAAUGAUACUUGAAAGUCAUUUGGAGUGCAAGUUAUUUGAAAUGUCUGCCUUCCAAGAGGUAGACAGAAAAACAGCUGAGACUGAUCUCAGAGCUGCUUAAUUAAAGGAGGAACCCUCUUGAAUUCAAUGGCCUCUCCAAAACAAUCUGCAUAAUCCCAGCAGAUUUCUGAGUGUGAACUGUCUGUUCACUGUGCCUUGCUAUGGAAUAGAAUACAAAGAUGUACAAGGAUGGUGGCACAGCCUGGCAGACUAUGGUACAAUGUCUUUCUCUGCAUGGGAUCCACCCUACUGAGGGUAAAUUUUAAUGUUCUAGUGGCAAGCUGAUAUCCUGAGAGUGGCAGCUGUAAUGAUGGCUGAGCAUGCCCUGAGAGAGCUGCUCCUUGUUGUCUUUCUCUCCCUUUCACACAGACUUGAACCCCUUUUUCCCCAGCCUUCUAUUGUUGUCUCAUAUCUGAAAGUAACUAUUUAAGCAAAUUUGCAUCCUUCUUGCUUUUAGCAGUAGUAAAAGUUAAAAAAAAAAAAAAAAAGAGUAGGUUUUUUUCAUAUUCCAGGUUUUGAGGGAU